This is a messenger RNA of Penaeus vannamei (Pacific white shrimp), 2865 nucleotides long. Lineage: Eukaryota; Metazoa; Arthropoda; Malacostraca; Decapoda; Penaeidae. The record is from RefSeq and is a predicted model, not a curated record.
AUGGAAGUUGACACGACUGCUAGUGCCACAAGUGUUGGAACUGUAGUUGACGCUACUGCAGUGACAGCAGAGGUUGAUACAGAUGGCGGUGCAACUUCUGAUACGAAAAUAUAUGACACCACAACUAUUGCCUCUGCAAAAGCCACCACGACGAUUGGUACCACAACAGUUAACAUUACUACCGUUGAUACGACAGCGCUUGAUACAACGACGGCCGGUACCACGCCAGUUCAUGUCGCAACCACCCGUACCACGACUACUACUGCGCCGGAGGUUAAUGUGGCAAUCACAGGCACUAAGGACGUCGAUACAGCAAUAGUUAGUACGGUUCCUAUUAAUAACAUUGGUACGAGGACCACUGAUACAGUUGACAAUACUACUGAUGCCACAGGUGAUAAAAGCACGACCUCUGAUCUUACCCGUAUAACUGUUGGCACUGGUAAUUAUGGAGCCACUGUUGAGAUAAGCACUGCUGUUACUACGAUAACGAGGAAUCCCGUAACAGAUGCUGGUUUAAGUGAUCCUGGCACCGCUGCGGAUACAGAGACUGAAAACCAAAUAGAAACCUCUACUGCUGUGCAUUUAGAGAGUGCGAGUACAGGAGAUACUACGAUAGAUGGUAUUGUAGGGGAUACUACAGUAUAUGGAAUAGAUGGUAUUAUAGGGGCUACCAUAACAGAUGGUACUACCUUUACUGAAGCUGGAAACGUUGAUGUUUACACCACCACAGAAAGCGCUGAAGAGACUUACACGAACACCAUCGAUGCUGUAGAUGUCACCACAACAAAUAGUGACAAUUCUACAGCUAACUCAAUGCCAGUUGGUGGCACAGUGCUCAAGAAUAACCGUAGCUCAAAAGAUCUCGACAUCGACUCUACGACUGCUAAUAUCACUGAUGUUAUCAAAUUCCGCGGGACCCACACCAACCUUACGUCAUCUGACAUCGAAAACGUGUUCACAGCCGACGUCGAAUCCAACGUAACCGAAGAAAGCACACACGCCGAAGCUCCAGUGUUUGAUACGACUCCUGCCGGUAACACGACGCGGCGGCAGUCAGUAUUGGACCAUUCAACAGGUUUCACAGUUCCUGCAACCGCCGUGGUUACUGAGGCGUCCGUUGAAACCAAUGUGGUGGAGCCUGAAACAGCCAACCGAAUCGAAAUGAACUCAAGUGCCGAGACAACAACUCAAAGCACAACUGUUGGCAACAUAUCUGCUGAAAACACAACUUUUGACAACACCUUUUUUAGGAACGAGAAUGGCGAAGCGAGAGAAAAUCAUGUUGGGAAUAACAGAAAUAACAAUAUGACAGAUUCCAAAGAAAAAGACGUUGGUAGGACACUUCUUAAUAACACAGUUGGAGAAUCCACAAGCAAUUACAGUACAACUCUCGAUGCUGUGACUAACUUUACUGCUAACACAACUGCCAUCUCAGAUGAUAACACAAAUGAAUUAGAAGAUGGCCACACAAAUAUUGACAACACAUUCGACACAGUAGCAGCUGGAAACACAACCGAUAAUGCAGAAAUUUCCACCACAACUGACGUCGAUCUUGAGAACAUAUUUUUUGACAAUACAGUUGACAGCACAACUGACAUUUACUUUGCAGUAAAUGACACAACAAUUGACAACACAUAUGUCAACGCAAUUGACAACGUAGCCAACUUUACAGCUCUUGACAACAGAACUGACAUCGUAGCUGACAACACAAAUAACGCAGCAAGUGGCAUCGGUGUUGUUGACAACAUAACUGAUAUUGGAGAAUCUGAAAACACAGAUGAAAUUGCAGAAAUUGACAACAUAACUAACAUUGCAAUAACUGACAAGAGAACUGACACUUCAGAAACUGACAUUGUAGAAACUGACAAGAGAACUGACAUUGCAAUAACUGACAUCGCAGAAACUGAUAACUCAACUGAUAUUGCAAUAACUGACGACAAAACUGACAUUGCAAUCACUGACAACACAACUGACAUUGCAAUCACUGACAACUCAACUGACAUUGAAGAAGCUGAUAACACAACUGAUAUUGCAAUAACUGACAACACAGCUGACAUUGCAAUAACUGACAACUCAGCUGACAUUAAGCUGACAACACAACUGACAACUCAACUGACAUUGCAGAAGCUGACAACUCACAACGACAUUGCAGAAGUGACAACUCAACUGAAUUUGACUGACAACACAACUGACAUUGCAAUAACUGACAACACAACUGACACUGCAAUAAUUGACAAGACAACUGACAUUGCAGAAACUGACAACACAACUGACAUUAUAGAAAUUGACAACACAACUAGUAUUGUAGCAGCUGACAACAUAACUCUCAAUGAUAACAUUGACAUCAUAGGUAUCAAAAACACAACUGUUACUCCUACAGUUGACUUCAACAGUACAGCUGACAGAAAUAUUGUCAACAAAACUAGCUUUACAAAUCCUGAUGAAGCAUUCAAAAAUACCAGAAAUGCCAUUGGUGUCAGUGACAACGUAACUGCUAGUACCAUCAACAACUCCCUUCCAACAUCCACGCCUUUUAUCAGAACAACAAUCAGUGCAUUAGCCUUCAAUAGUCCAACGAUCGGGACUACAAUAGUUAAUAGUAAAGCUAGUGAAACCACGAAAGCUAGUAGUACCACCACUGAAACCACGCCAGUUACUAGUACCACCAUUAAGACCAAGACCCUAAGUACAACCACUGAAACCACAGUAGCUAGCACCACCAUCCAGCUACCAGUUUUUGAGGGCGGUAUCAGCUCUGGUACCACGGACUCAUCAACACCUGGCUCUUCUACUUUGGAAUCCGUUAAUUUGGAAAUUGACGAAUCGCCGAAUCGGAGAACAACUGAGAAGAGUGCAGCCGGUUAG